AUAGAUACUUUAUCAGUACAUUACAUAAAUAAAUACAGAUACAGUGACAACAACAAGAAAGAAAGAGAUGAAUGCAAAUUAGUGGUACUAAGGUAACGCUAUGAAGUUGCGUUUCAACUACUCUUUAUAUUCUUUACCUUUAUUCUUCUUCUAAUGUCUCCAAAAACCUCAUAAGUCAUUCCCUUACCUAUCUAUCAAUCCUCUUUUCCUAUUCUUUGUUUCGUCCUUUCUCUGUUUCUUUCUUUUCUUCUCCAUCCUCAUCAAUGUCCUAAUCAUUAUUCUCACAAAUCACUACAUACCAAUGAAAUGAACCCCAAUAACACCAUUUCCAUAGUACACCAUGGCCUCAUAACUAACCACUACUACUACACUUUACAAACUCAAAUACCCCAAAACAAAUAGACAAGAAACUUUGAAGAUUUUAUUCUUUUUUGAGAUUUUACUAAACUUAUGGCAUCCAUUGCUACUUUCUUCAACAAGUUUCACUAUCUUUUCAUCCUCAUUGUCCACCUUGGCUGCUUCUUCACAACCACCGCUACCUCCGCCGCCGGAAAACAAGACAGCCAUCAUUUGUUAUCAUCAAAGAAACGAAAAAUCUCACCUUUAUCUCAACCCUCUUCACCUUCGCACCCUAAAUUCAAAACCAACAAAGCCCUUUCUUCUUCUUGGCAUUUCAUCAAACACCUUUUCUCCACCAAGUCCUGCAAAACAGCCACAGCCACAAGCACCACCAAUUCAUCACCUCAAUCCACCUCCACCGUAACUGCUGCCGCCACGUUAACCACCGCAAGAUCCUCCCAACAAUCUCUCAUUUCAUCGGUUCAACCCGACUCAAAUUUCCAAGAUUCUCCACGCAAGAAACAACCCGAAUCCGACAUCUCCGCCGACAACAAUCUCUUCUUCCCCCUCCGCAAUGACAUCUUCCCUUGCACCGCGUGCGGUGAGAUUUUCCAGAAACCAAACCUCCUCGAACAGCACCAAUCAACAAACCAUGCCGUAUCGGAACUCACCGGAUCCGACCCGGGUCACAACAUCGUUCAAAUCAUAUUUAAAUCGGGUUGGCCCGAAACCCGAGAGUUUCCAACUAUUCACCGAAUCCUAAAGAUCCACAACAGCCAGAAGAUCCUCUCAAAGUUCGAGGAGUAUCGCGAAACAGUGAAAUCCAAAGCAGCGCGUCACACGCGCCGCCGCGACGAACGGUGCAUCGCCGACGGCAACGAACUAAUGCGUUUUCACUGCUCCACUUUUUUAUGCGAGUUAGGACUUAACGGGGAUUCUUCAAUUUGUUCUCAGCAAUUUUGUAAUAUUUGCGGAGUUAUUAAAUCAGGAUUUUCACCGAAAUUAGAUGGAAUUUCCACGCUGUCAACAAGCUGGAGGGGACACGUGUCAAUUCCUGAUGAGAUCGAGCGUGAAUUUCGGUUCAUGAACGUGAAACGGGCUAUGCUUGUUUGUCGAGUUAUUGCGGGUCGGGUUGGAUCCGAUUCGGAUGAUGGCGAGUUGGAUAAAUCGGAUGGGGGUUUUGAUUCGGUGAUGGCGCGGGGAGAGAAUGGUGUUUACACCCGACUUGAUGAAGAAGAGUUAUUGGUUUUUAAUCCAAGGGCUGUGCUUCCUUGCUUUGUUAUUGUGUAUAGUGUAUGAUGUGUGAUUUGUCAUGAUAUCAACAAUGAACAAUGAUGAUUAUGACCAUGUGAGGUUGUGGGCUUGAUCGAACGCUCAUGUGAUGAUGGGUUGUAAUUUUAAUUUGGUUAAGUAUUUUUUUUUUAGUUAAGGAAUGCCUUUUUUGACAUAAUCUAUGUUAUUAGAUCAUUGUGGACAAAAGUUAUUAUGCACUAAAUUGACACACAUUAUGGUAUAGCUUUUUUGUGUGUGUUUAUGGGUUUAUGGUGAGUUUCUUGAUUGUGUGUAAUUAAGGUUAAGUUUUGCUUAGAUUAUGGUUUGUUUAUUUUUAUUUAUUUAUAUAUUGUGUUUAAGUAGUAGUUACUUAACAAUGUGAUUGUGUUUCUUA
Molecule: messenger RNA, 2005 nt
Organism: Cicer arietinum (chickpea)
Lineage: Eukaryota; Viridiplantae; Streptophyta; Magnoliopsida; Fabales; Fabaceae
Source: RefSeq, a predicted model, not a curated record